AUGUAUAUUGUGAAACUUCCACAGUUUAUUGUCCUGGUGAGCUUGACGGUUGGACCUCAGCUGCCAUCUUGGCAGUCCUUGUUUUCCCAUGGUCUUACAUGUCAGGGAGGUUGUUUACCAUUUGCACCUUGGCCGCAACUAUUGGUUCACCUCCAGCGGUGGGCAGCGGUGCGGAUUGAGCCAUUGGUGGGAAAAGCAGCAGAGGCGUUGCUGCUGGUGGCUGCUGUUGAAGCGAGGCUGCUUCGCAUUGGCAGCGGAGCCUGCGGGCUGGCGCUGGAGGAGGGCUUCCAGAAGGAAAACUUGGCUGAGAAGGGCAAGUACCUGGGACAGCCUGGUGGAAGUGUGAGUGUGGAAGAGAAGACGAGCAACUUGUGGAGCUUGUUGCCGAGUUUCGACCCUAGUGUCGAUAGCGCCAAAGAGUAUGCGGACAAGGUGAAGUUUCUAUGGGGCAUAUGCCCUGUGAAGGACAGAAGUAUGUUGGCACCAAGGUUGGCUUUGCAGUGCAAAGGGACUGCAUGGAGUCAGGUGAGAGCCAUUGAUGCGUCGAAGUUGACAGACCCUGAGACUGGUUACAAGGUACUGUUGAAAGCUUUGGAGACCUGGGAGGAUGCCGAGGAACUUCAGACCUUUGACAAAUUUGAGAAGGCGUUUUACCGAGUAGUCCAAAAGACAGACGAGUCAGCAAUGUCGUUUGUCAACCGAAUCAAUGUUGCUUUCGAAGAAGUGGGCUCUGAAACAACCGUCCAACAAGUUCGAGCCUUCGUGAUGUUGAGACAGAGUGCCUUGACUGUUGAGGACAAGAAGCGUGUGGUCUCUAUGGCAGGCAACUAUGAUCCGUCGGCAGUGGAAAAGGCAAUGAGGUCCCUGUCGACCAAAGUGCUUGGGCAGACAGAUGCUGGACGCAAGAAGGUGUAUCCAGCCAACUUUGUGGAAGAGGAGUUGGAUGAAAUUCACUAUGCAGCUGAAGAAGAAUGUGAUGAAGAGCAAGCCUUAGCCAUGCUCAUCGAGGAAGGUGAUGAGACAGCACUUGCCAUACAAGAGUUCGAGGAUCAGGUGAUCCAUGUUUGUCAGGAUUCACCUGAACUGGCCAUGGCGUUCUCCACGUACCAGGAGGCACGACAGAAGCUUCGAGACAAAUUUCGCAGCCGAGGGUUUUGGCUCCUUCGUCAUGGGAAAGGGAAAGGCAAGAACAAGUCAAAGAAGGGCAAAGGCCCCAGAAAGUAUCAGAGUCUUGCAGAGCGCAUAGCAAGCUCUACCUGUCGCGCCUGUGGAGCACGAGGGGGUGGUGAACUUCUUGAUGAACUUCCUGGCCAUGAUCUUGCCAAUUGGCAGAACCAGAUCGGCUUCAAAGUCAGUCCGCUCUUUCUCAAGCUGACAGCCAUGACUCUUCCAAGUGCCUCGGGAACGCCAUUUCCGGGACUCCAGACAGAGAUGCUAGACGCGAUGCUGUCCGGAGAAGUGGAUGCCUCUCUGGCCUUCGAAGAUCGACAACUACCAGAGAUCAAAAGUCGUCGCCCUCCAGGUGUGAUGACCUUGAAGGAGUGGGGUCAGUUGAAGUUCCCGGAAGGGAAGUGGCGGCACAAGUCCUUCUUUCAGGCAUACCAGGAGGACCCAAAGUACGGCAAGUUCAUGAAGGAGCACAGGAAACUGGUGUCAGCUUGGACACUGAGUUUUCAGGCUUACGUGGAAGCCAUGGACAGGAUGCAGGAAGAUUGCUCGAAGGCCUUCUACCAGGAGUAUGCCAGACAGUGGGCCAAAGCCGAGAUGUCCAAGAUGUAUCCGAAGGCAGAGAUCGAGAAGAGUCAAGGACCAGAGUGGGAGCUGUUGACAGGAGGGGUGACAUCGCGUCCGAUGAGCACGAUGUCAUCACCAAGUCAGAAGCGCCCCAUGGAAGAAGAGCAGUCGCAGAUGGCGAUCGAGGUGCAGCAGAAAGAGGAGAUGAUCACUCGCAUGGCGAUCUUGCAGCGCGAGAUGGACAAGAUCAAGGCCGACUUGGAGGGUCAAGCUGCGCUUUGGAAAGUUUUGGAGGAAGAGCGACCGAGAGAAGUCUGGAUGGCACCAGAAUGCAAAUAUUGGGGCAACUUCAGUCGCAGAAACAUGGGCAGGUAUCACUGCAAACAGACACCAGCAGGUGACCACGGAUGUGCAGCCAGUGAAUAUUGGGAUGGCAUUUUUAAGAAAAUUGAAACCAUGGUUCCACGGGUAGGCAAACGUGUUUUGGAUGAUGAUGGGGUUUUAGCUCAGAUUCAGAAGGGGGCCCCAAACUUGAAGGUUCAGAGGGUUGAAGCCUGUAGGGGAACUGAGAGGUUGCGCCUUCCUGGAGCUGAUGCGGACCCAGAAACCAUCCCGUUGAGGAUGACCGUGGUCAAAGACCGCAUCACGGGUCAGUCAAUGGUACUUGGCCCAGCUGAGGAAUGGGCGGCUCUGCCAAAAAGGCAGCAAAUUCGAAAGGGUCAAUCUGCAAAGAUGAGCCUCACCAUUUUUGGAAGUUUUCCAAAGUCAGGGGAGCUUGAGACAAUGGGGUCUGAUAAGGAAGCAGGCAUGCGGAACCUCAUUUGGUUCAAGGAGCUCUGGAUUAUCAGUGCGACAGUUGUGCGGAAACAAAAGCUGGUCCAGACUCCACCCGUCCUGGCACAAUUCAUGAGGAACUCAGAUUUACAGAGAGCCCUCAAUGAUGGCAGUUUCAUUGAUGUAGAUGGGGAGGAUUUUCCUGACUGGGAAGCUGAAACAGAGGGAUAUGACCCAUCAAUUGGGGAGCCCGAAGGAGAGUUGUCAGUUCAGCCACCUGGGACACCUAAUGGGGAGUUGAGCAAUCAGUCUGAACCGCCUCAAGGAGUGGAACAGUCAGAGAAUGAACUCCCUGAUUACGUGCGUGUGCCGGUUCCAGAAAGUGUCAGUGAGUCCGAUGGUGAUGCCUCACAGGAGGGCGUCAAUCGUGAACCAACGGAUGACCUUCUGUUUGGAGAUGACAUCACCAUGUCUGCAGAUGAUAGGUGUUGCCAGUUCUGGGAGAUUGAAAUUCCUGUUGAAAACCAUGAAGAGCAUGCACUGUUUUGCGCUGGAUCAGCAGAUGAAAGUGUGUUGUUGGUGACUGGAGCAAAGAAGAAACGAGUUGAAGUCCGUUUGAGUGAUUUAAGCAGUGCUGACCAACAGCGCAUGGCGGUGGCCAAGCACAAAGAAAUAGGCGCCUGGCUCAAAUAUGGAACUGUGAGAAAAGCAUCCAAAGGAAAAAUUCCUGAGGAAGCAAUCAUGCGCUGCCGAUGGCUGCUCACCUGGAAAUCAGCCUCACCUGAGGAUCACCCCAAGGAUGUGAGUGAGGGUCGUAAGGCAAAGGCCCGGUUGAUUGUUGUUGGAUACGAGGAUCCUGGAGCAAAGGUUCACCCUGUGACUUUAAUGACAUUGCCGAUUGCCCCUGAACAAGUGACUUUCUGUGCCUUCUCCGAUGCCUCGUUCCUUUCAGGAAAAGAGAAAUAUGCCCAUCAGGGAGGUUUGAUUUUUGUCACGACUCCAGAGUUGCUGGAGAACAAGAGAUCAGUGGUAGCACCA
Molecule: messenger RNA, 3546 nt
Organism: Cladocopium goreaui
Lineage: Eukaryota; Dinophyceae; Suessiales; Symbiodiniaceae
Source: the annotation of a GenBank genome assembly